UUGUGAUAUAAAUAUCAACUGAAUGGAUGAAGAAGAACUUUCAAUGUAUAAAUUCGUCUCUUUUUCAUCAUUUCUUGAUGUUCGAUCUAAUGUUAAUCAUAAUCGUCAAAAUGGUAAAUAAUAUGGUAUCGCCGAAAUAUUCAUCAUCAUCAUCACAUUCAUUAAUGUGGAAAAUAAACAGCCAACAAAAAAAUAAAGAGAGCAAACUGCCAGUUAUAAAGAAGCCGAAAUUUUUUUAUUUUCUCUGUCUCUCAUCAUGAUGAUGAUGAUGAUGAUUUUGAAUGAAAAAAGCCGCUAUGUUUGUUGUCUGAUUUUGGCGCCCAUCUUCAUCUUCAUUUGGAAUUCAAAGUUUCAUAUGAUCUGAACGCGUGUGUAUGUGUGUCUGUUACAUAUCCUUGUCCAGAACGAUGCCAUUUGUUGUUUGAAUCAAUUUAUCAUCGUUAGAAAACAAUGAUGACAACUAUGUGUAUAAUAAUAAUGAAUCGAUCUAAUCGAAUUAUAAAUCAUCAUAAUAAUUAUCGACGUAGGUGUUGCUGGUCAUUAUGGUGGUGUCGAUUAUUGUUUUGUAUUUUUUUCAUUACAUCAUUAUUCAAUUAUUGUUCACUAUUGAAAUCAAAAUUAUCGAAUCAAUCAUUACAAAGAUUCAUUCAUAUUCAUCAUCAUUCGACUGCAACAACAUUGUUGCCACCAAAAUCAGCCAAUACAUUAUCAUCGACAACAUUGCAUGGUGUAGGCGGUGAUAAUGACAGAUCUCAGCAGCAACGUUACAUAAAAAAUGCGACCGAUGAUCAUCAUCAUCAAAAUCGAUUGAUUAAUUUACCGAUGAAAAUGAAAACGGUGGCAAAUAAUAUCAUCAUCAACAAUGAUGAUGAUCGAAUGAUGAAACUGGCCAUCAAUAAUCGUACAAUUGGCAAUAAUAUUGAUGAUCGACGUAAUUAUUAUUUAACAAUCAUUAGUAAUGAUGAUGAUAAAAAUGAUCAACAAUUACGUACGCCUCCAACAACAACAACAACAACAACAUCACUACCAUCUGCAUUCAUUUGUCCAGAACAAUUUGGUUAUUUUGCUGAUAGAAAAGAUUGUUCACGUUAUUAUGUAUGUGUAUUUGGUGAUCCAUUACAUGAACAAUGUACCGGUGGUCUAUAUUUUUCUGCUGAAUUACAAACAUGUGAUUGGCCACAAAAUGUUGUCUGUACCAUCCUAAUGACAUCAUCAACAACAUUGGCAACAACGAAUUUCAAUCAUGAUGAUGAUGAUGGUGGCCGAUUUAAAAAUAUGAUUAUCGAAUUGAAUAAAACAAUGAAAAUGACCACUAUCGAUAAUAAUAAUAAUAAUAAUAAUGAAAAUGGACGAAAAAUUAUUGAUAAUGAAAAAAAUAGAUCAACCACAACCACAACAGCAUCAGCAAUCAAUUUUGAUUAUGAUAACAAUAAUCUAGAUGAUGAUGAUAAUCAAAAUUUUGAUGAAUCAAUCGCAUCAUUUAUCGAUACAAAUGGUGAAAUUUAUAUACAUGAUGAUGAUGAUGAUGAUCAUACACCGAACGAUUUACGAUAUUCACUAUUGGAACAACGUACAAAUACUAUUGCCGAUCCAUUGUCGAUUUCAACAAGACCACAGCAAGAAACAACAACAAUGAAGAAUCGUGUCAAACAUAUUAAAAUGAUGAUUGAUGAAAAUAAAAAUAAUGGAAUGAAAUACGGAACAACAACAACAAAAACAACAACCACGAAGCAAAAUGAUAACAGAAAUAUUACAUCAACAUUGAUCAACAAUGGAAAUAUAAAAUUUGAUGAUGAUGAUGUUGAUGGUGGUGGUGUCGAUGGCGAUGGCGAUGAUAUUGUCUUUGGUAAUGAUGGUGAUAAUGAUAAUAAUAAAACGGAUGUAAAUUAUUCGGAUCAGAAAUCUUUAAAUUCAAGACAACAAUCCGGUCAAAAACAAGACGAUGGUGAUGAUGAUGAUGAUGAAAAGUUGAAAGUAAAAAUCAAUGAAAAUGAAAAUCGUUAUCCGGAACAUUUACUCCCACGUUUGAAAAUUGUUAAAAAACAAUUGAAAGAUUUUGAAACAGAAUCAUUAUUAUCAUCUAUGACAUCAAGUCAACGAAAAAUGACACAGAAAAAUAGACAAGAAAAAUUUUCGAAUAAUUCAAAUACAAAAGAAUUAGAUUCUAGACAAAAUCUGGUUUUUGAUAAAAAUUUCAUCAAUGAUGAUGAUGAUGAUGGAAAUAAUGUUAUCGAACAACAGCCAGUCAUGGUGAUGAUGAUGAUGAAACAAAAUAAUAGCCACCAUAAUCAACAUCAUUCAUCAACAACGGAUGGAACGAUAACAUUCACUGCUAAUGAUGAUCUAAAUGAUGAUUAUCUAAAUAAAAGAGAUUUAUGGAAUUUCAAUGAAUUUCAAACGAAAUUUCCAUCCAAUGGACAAUCCAAACAACAACGCACAAUGAACCACAUUAUACCAAUGGAUUCAUCAUAUGAAUUGAAUACGAAAGCAAUUGCAUUUGAUUCGACUCGAACAUCAUCAUUGAAAAAUAAAAUCUCUAAUAAUGAUCUUGGAGAUUCGAUAAAGAAUAAUUCCAAUCAACAACAAAAACAACAACCAUCAGCAGCAGCAGCAACAAGUUUUAAUCAGGAUUCAUUUUUACAGGUUUUUCGUCGUGCUCAAUUAUCAUCACCAUUGAAUUAUAAUAAUAAUCAAACCAACAACAAAGAUCAUCAACAACGACGACGUUAUCUGUUACCAAGUUUAUCAUUUCCAAUGAAUCGACAACAACAACAGCAACAAAGAUUCAUGAAUAAUAAUCCUCGCAAAUCAUCGAUAGAAAAUCGAAAUACAUUGGCUGAAUCGAAAUCAAAUAAACAACCACGACAAGAUUCACAAAUUAUAUUCUAUUCAUAUUAUAGAGAUAAUUUAAGAAAUUCAAAAAAUGAUGAUACAUUUAUUCGAAAAAGAUUAAAUUCAUUACCAACAAUUCAGCAACAACAACAUCAAUCGAUUGUUGAUGUAAAUAAUAACAGCAGCAUGAUUCAUCCAUCGAAACCAAACGACAACGAAUAA
Dermatophagoides farinae (American house dust mite) is the source of this 3054-nucleotide messenger RNA. NCBI's taxonomy places the organism in Eukaryota, Metazoa, Arthropoda, Arachnida, Sarcoptiformes, Pyroglyphidae. The record is from RefSeq and is a predicted model, not a curated record.